Molecule: messenger RNA, 3284 nt
Organism: Leptidea sinapis
Lineage: Eukaryota; Metazoa; Arthropoda; Insecta; Lepidoptera; Pieridae
Exons: 2
Coding region: 46-2043 (665 amino acids)
Source: RefSeq, a predicted model, not a curated record
ACAACAACAACAGAAAACCUUGAUAAGAACGGAAGACAGAUUAUUAUGCAAAAUAACGAACUCACCACAAAAAGAACUAUGUACAUUCAAGAAACAACAACUGGCCCUUUUCUUUCGACAAAAAUAAGCGAAUUUUCGACAACCAUGAAGUUCAAAGGAGCUGAUACAACCAAUGAUAAUGAAUUUCAUAAUACGAACAAUCUACCACAGGAAUCCACUACACAAAUGUACAUGAAUGUUACACCAAAAUCAGAAAACCUUGAUAAGAACGUAAACGAGAAUAUAACGCAAAAUAAUGAACUCAUCACAAACAAAACUACGGACAUUCAAGAAACAACAACUGACCCAUUAAUGGAUAAAUUAGUUGUUAAAUCAUUGAAUACAGAGAAAACAAAAACAACAUUACUGUAUCCAGUGAAUCCCAAUUAUAAGCCUCUCAAAAAAAUUGAUGUUCAGCAGCCAAAAGUAUUUGUGCGAGACCCUGACGAUAAUAGUUGGCGAAAUGAAAGUUUAAGUUCCAUGGGGAUUGUUUUUAAACCCAAGAAUUCCUCCAAGACAUUUACUCAAGUGAUAAAGAAUAAAACCGAAUCAGAAUUGAAUACUUUAUUCGAAAGGAAUAGCAAGCACGAUAAACCUGAUUUAAAAGAACGAUUAGAAAAAAUUGCCGAAAGGAGAAAAAUGAUGAGGAAAAAAAUAGAUGCAUAUGGAAACAUUAUUUACAGUGACUACGAGGAAGGGAAUAUAUCCGGAGAGGGCAAUCUGUCUAAGGAAAACAACAAAGAUGCAGAGCCUGCCCCUAAAAUUGAAGUAAUAACCACGACUACUUCUGCACCUACGACAACCAAAACCGCUCCAAUAACUUCGACAACUGAAAUUACUUCUACUUCAACCACUACCGAAAAAAUUAUAAAUUUUGGUGAAAAAAUGUUGAAGUACUCGACUAAAAAACCUAAAGAAUACUUCAAUAUAGCAGAAUAUUACGACACGUCUGAUGAAGAAGACGCCGAUUACUUGACUUUAGCAAAAAUAGAUUUAAAAAAGUUUACAGUCCCAUUGCCCAAAAAGAGCGACACAACAAUGACGACGCCAGCUUGGCCAGUGACUUCUACAAAACCAGAUAGAAAAACAAACACUCCACAAGACAACAGACAGCCAACUGUGCAAUAUUUCCCACCAUUAACAACUGAAAAAGUAAAUAUCAACAAUUACGAUGAAAAUUAUCAGCAAAAGAUGAACUCUCACACUAUCACAGAGCCUCCUAUAAACGUAGUGCCAGUUGUAUAUUCAAAAACGGCACAAAAGCCUAAAGAAAAAGUUAAAAAUUAUUUUACACCAAACUAUAGCAUUAAUGACGACAAUUUGACAAUAAAACCAGUUAAAUAUGACAAUGGUGUGUACAUGACACCAACUUCGCAGUUACCUACGGACACAGAAGGUUACAACGUCUUGAAUAAUGAUGGGAGCUUUAACAAGGCUCCUUUUGCGAUCAAACAUUACAAAGAUUUCUUAAAUGUGGUAGCUAAUGAUCAAGAAAACGAGAGAAAUAUUGGUUACAUCCCGUACACAGAAACACCUCAAAAGGCCCUACCAGUCACGAUGAAUAAAGAGUACGAAGGAAACAAUGAAUUUAACCAACACGUUGGUUAUGAAAACAUACCACAACGUACUUAUGAAAAACCUCUCAACGACGAUUAUGACUAUGAGAGCGAAUUCCGUAAAGAGGUUCUACAACGUUUUGUAAACAAUUUCAAUCAGAAUAGCGAACGAUUCAAAUCAGACUUUCCAAUAUUAUACAAUAAUAGUGUAAUUCACAGGGAAGACCACUCGAAUCUGGCAACCUCAAGAACUUACCUUAGCAGGGACUACAGACCCGAGAAAGCGCCGAGCAUACGUAAAGACAAUAUGUUUAAUGCUGACUGUGAUCACAAUAUGACCGUAGAAUUGUCUCCGGCAUACGAGAUCAAUUAUUAUGUGCCAGAACAGGAAGAGAAAGAGGAGUUGGAUCCGAAGAGGCCACCCUUACCUUAUCAGUACCGAUUGUAAAUGUUUAGAAAAUAUUGUAACUUAUUUUUGUAUACAGUUUUAUUUAGCUAUAGAAAUGUGAAAUGGGAGUUAAAAUAUGUUGUAAGUCGUCAUUUUCUCCUAAAAGCUUAUUUAAAUAUAUUUUUUAUAAUAAGAAGUGCUUUAUAUAAAAUACAUUAUCUAAUGUAAUAAUUGUUAUUGAGGAUUUUAAAUUCAGAUCAUCAAGUAAGUAGGUAUUGAUGCGAGCUAAAAUGAGUUGAUGGCAGUGGAUAUUAGAUGUCAACGUUUUUAAUCAUCAUCACUCAGUGCUUUUAAAAGUGAGUUGUUUUUUUAUAUUUAUAUUUAUUUGGAUAAAUCCAGUACACACAGAACACAAAAGGAGAACAUAAAUUAUAAAAGAUAACAGAAUAAAACUGAAGUGAAACUUUUGAGUCAAGAGAAUGUAAAUACUACGUAAAUUUUGAGUAAUUCGGAUGUCAUGUAGGUCGUUUGCGAACUUUGUUAAAAUCAGAUUGAUAUUUAAAAAAAACAUUAGGUACGCAUAUAAAUAAUUGUAGGUAAUGAAAUAAAUAGUUCGUACUAGAUAGAGAUUUUAUUCAAACGUUAUUAAUGUUACAAAAAAGUAUGUGUUUACUUAUGUAUGCACGCAAGAAGUUAUAAUUCUUUGGCGUAACAAAACAAAUCCUUAAAAAUUUUUAUACGUUUGUAGAAAGGUCGGAUUGUAAAAAUCGUGAAAUAAAUUAUUGAAUAUUAACGAAUACGGCUGUAUUGGCUUGAACCCUUUGCCUGUCCUAAUAAUGGAUGAAGAUACCAAAAAAUAUUUAUUAUGUCAUAAUGAAUGAUUUAAACUUUAGAAAAAUGUUUGGAGAACUCUCGUAGGCACAGUUGAGUCUAGAAUCUAGAUAUUGAACCGUCAAUACUAGCUCGUAGUGUAGGUUAAUGUUAUUUGUAAUUAGCUGACAUAACAAAUUGCAAUCGGAGUGUGUAGUAAUAGCGAAUAGUUAGUGAGCCGUGUCGCUCGCUCGCUGUUUCGAAGGUACCAAACUGUAACGUGAAAAAUUACAUUAUUACGCUCGAUAAGUUAUAAUUUUUAAUCAAGUUUAGUUGGUUAGGACAUAACUACGAUAUUUAUUGAACUCGAACGGAAAUUUCUAAUAGAAUAAACAUUGACAUGCUUGAUUUGACAAUUGAUCACUUUCUGCCGAUUCAGUGAGACGAGAUGCAUUCGGUCAGAAUUAACGUCAAAUGCUAAAGCUCAAGCG